Molecule: messenger RNA, 3705 nt
Organism: Mesorhabditis belari
Lineage: Eukaryota; Metazoa; Nematoda; Chromadorea; Rhabditida; Rhabditidae
Source: the annotation of a GenBank genome assembly
AUGGCAGAGGAGGAGUCUCUAGAACAACUUAGUGAGCGAACCUUUAGAACCUCGGCCAUUCAGCUACUCUGUGAAUCGCUGCCCGAAUACAAUGUGCGACAUACGAUAAAGAAGGGGAUUUCUGAGCUAUCCCCACCCGCAGAGAAUUUUUGGGAUAAACUACAUGACGAGCUUUUCUCGUUGUGCCCGGCAACCACUUUUCUCAAACCCGUUCUCAACUCGUCGGGGAAAGUUGAAGAAAUUGUCGAAUGUCGGCGUUGUGGCGAUGAACUAGCCUCGAGCAGUACAAAUAUGUCGUUGCAGCGGAUUCCAUUCCUGGGAAGCACAACCAUCAAGGGGUCAUCGAGUAACGUCCCUUUCUUUCCUGGUGGCUUUGACGAAGAACUUUCUCGUCUUUGGACUCUCACUGCGACAACACUUUCUUCAGUAGAUGAAGAGCAAUAUUUAAACUUUGAAAAUUUGCUACAUCAUGUUCCCGGUUUCGAACAUGAUACUUAUUUGGGCUCAAAAACCGAGACAACUGAGACGAAUGUAAAAAAGCCGCCUGAAAUCAAUUUGGAAUCGGUAGACAUUUUCGAUCUACUGGACUACGUUGGUGGAGCUGCUCCGAUAUUCACGCCUCCAAGCAAAGAAGAAACUACAGUUGCGGUGAAAGUGCCGACACAAACGACUGACGCGACUCAAGAAACAUCAGAAGACAUUGAUUCAUUAUUAGAGAACCAAUUAAAAGAACGUCAAACGAUUGUUGGACCAAAAGACUCGAAAGAAUUUCACUAUGCGCGUAGGAUUGACACAAGUGCCGAUAUUCCGGAAUACAAGGAGAUAUUUCCACACAUGGCUAAGCAGUAUCCUUUUGCGCUGGAUCCAUUUCAACAAGCGGCUGUUUGUAGCAUGGAACGAGGGGAAAGUGUUUUUGUUGCAGCACACACAUCGGCCGGUAAAACUGUCGUCGCUGAAUAUGCCAUUUCUCUUUGUAAACUACACAAAACAAGAGCCAUAUAUACUUCUCCUAUCAAGGCUCUUUCGAAUCAGAAGUUUCGAGAUUUCAAGUUGAUUUUCGAGGAAGUUGGCCUCAUCACUGGAGACAUUCAACUAUUUCCAGAAGCUUUUUGCUUGAUCAUGACUACGGAAAUUCUCAGGUCGAUGUUAUACAAUGGAUCGGAAAUCAUUCGAGAACUUGAAUGGGUUAUUUUUGAUGAGGUGCACUACAUAAACGACGCCGAACGAGGGCAUGUUUGGGAAGAGGUACUUAUCAUGUUGCCGGCGCAUGUUAAAAUCGUUAUGCUUUCUGCUACAGUACCAAAUGCUGCCGAGUUCGCUGAUUGGGUUGGGAGAAUUAAGAAUCGUCGCAUUGAUGUCGUUUAUACCGCGAAAAGACCAGUGCCACUUGAACAUCACCUUUAUACAGGACAGGACGGAAAAACGAGACACAAUAUGUUCUUGGUGGUCGAUAAAGAAGGACAAUUUCAAAAGGGAAGCUAUGCGAAAGCGAGAGAAUCAAAGGAGUUCAAGAAGACUGGACAAAACGCCGCAAGAGGCGGAAAGAAUCCCGGCUUUCAACCAGGCAACAAUCGCAAUGAUCAAAAUGUGUACAUCAAUCUCGUUGAGCAUUUACGAAGCAAAGAUCAGUUGCCAGCAGUUUGCUUUGUGUUUUCUAGAAGAAGGUGUGAUGAUAAUGCACAACUCCUACUGUCAGCUGAUUUAACGACGGCGCUCGAAAAGAAUCACAUAAAACACUUUUUCUCACAGUGUAUCCAACGACUCAAGGGGACUGAUAAAGAACUUCCACAAGUUAUGUUCCUUAAAGAACUUUGUACUCGGGGCGUUGGGGUUCAUCACUCAGGAAUCUUGCCAAUUUUGAAAGAAGUCGUCGAGCUUCUUUUCCAAAAAGGAUAUGUGAAGGUAUUGUUUGCUACCGAAACUUUUGCAAUGGGGGUCAAUAUGCCUGCAAGAUCGGUUGUUUUCGAUUCGCUACAAAAGCAUGAUGGUACAGAGCUUCGUUUACUGACUGCUGGAGAAUAUGUGCAAAUGGCCGGUCGUGCUGGAAGACGCGGGUUGGAUGCAACAGGCAAUGUGGUUGUUUUACAGAAAGGGCAAUGCGUUAUGGAUUUCGAGGAUAUUCACAAAGUCAUCUUGGGUAAACAAGCUAAUCUUGAAUCGAAAUUCCGAGUCACUUACACAAUGCUUCUCAAUUUAUUGCGAGUUGAACAGCUCAAGAUUGAAGAUAUGUUACAAAGAAGUUAUGUCGAAAGUGGGUCGCUGCGAGGGGCUCUUAAAUUGAAACAAACGCUUGAAUUACAAAGGCAACUUUUGGAAGCCAUGCAUCCGCCAACUUGUACUGUUUGUUUCCCGGAAUUGGGCGAUAUGGGUUUGCAAAGCUACAUCGAUCUUCUGAUCACCUACAUAGAGAGACAAAAUAGCUUAUGGAACGUUCUUUAUACCGAAGACGCUGUCAACAAACUACUCAUACCUGGGCGAAUUGUGAUUGUACAUUUGCCGUGUUUUGCGGAGCCACGGGCGGCAAUUUUGUUAUCGGAGAAGGCAAAUAUGUUGAAAGUGGUACUCCCCGUCGCGAAAAAUCUACCUGAUGAUGCAAAAUGUGAUCAGCAACAAGCUUUUGGAAACAGGAUCAGAAGCUUUGUCACUCAUGGAAUUGAUGGCCAUUUGAAAUGGAAUUUUGACGCAUCGCAGAUGAUCAUGUCUUAUAAUAUCGCUAUCGAUUCGCUGGUUGCAAUCACACGGCAAACAAUAAAGAAAAUGAAUGCUGCCGAUCUAUUGAAUGAAGCAUUGCGUUACGCACAACCGAGAUUCAGGAACAAUAAACUUUCUGAAGAUACCGAGAAAGUGCUAACAACAUUUGCAAAAAUUGACGAGACGCUGUCGAACGAGGAUUUACUGUUGGCUGGAAAAGAUUUUAAGAUCACCAGGUUGGAGAAUCAUGAAGAAGUGAGUCGGUGGCUCUCCCUCCGGGAACAUCUGUUAGAAGCCACAUCGCGAAACUCGGCUAUUCAUUGUGUUCAUAUCGAAUCGCACUUGGGUUUUGUUUUGGAACGACUAUAUUUGGUGGCGUUAAUUCGAGAUUUGGAAGCAAAGUUGGCGCCAGACAGUUUGGCUUUGUCAAAGGAAUAUCAUGACCGUUUGAAGAUGCUGAAAACACUCGGUUAUGUGGAUGAGCACGAUUUAGUGACGUUUAAGGGACGGGUCGCUUGUGAAAUUCAUCAUCAGGAGCUUUUGGUUACCGAACUUGUUUUAGAUGGUAAGCUCCAUAAACGAAAGCCCGCGGAGGUUGCGGCUUUACUAUCAACAACGACGUGCCAAUUUAAAUCGCAAGAAGAAAUCCGAUUCACACCAAAUUCAAUAUUCGAUCAAUUGUAUCAAGAUGUCUUUUCGACCGAACAGCGAAUUAAGAACAUAGCAAGAGAGAACAAGAUUCAAUUAUUUGAGAUAGGAGAUGAGAUACGAUUUGACCUUAUGGAAGUCGUUUACCUUUGGGCACAAGGGGAGAGUUUUUCCACGAUCAUGCAGAAAACGGAUUGUCAAGAGGGAAUCAUUGUUCGUUGUAUUCAACGAUUGGGAGAGGUGUGUAAAGAUGUGAGAAACGCGGCCAGAAUUGUUGGCGAUCCGGCACUAUUCGAAAAAAUGGAACAGGUUUCUUCGGCAAUCAAACGAGAUAUCGUCUUUGCCGCUUCCCUUUAUACCUCCGUU